Hemicordylus capensis (graceful crag lizard) is the source of this 1982-nucleotide messenger RNA. RefSeq names its product NADH:ubiquinone oxidoreductase core subunit S2 (gene NDUFS2). The transcript is spliced from 14 exons. Gene Ontology annotation, biological process: mitochondrial electron transport, NADH to ubiquinone. NCBI's taxonomy places the organism in Eukaryota, Metazoa, Chordata, Lepidosauria, Squamata, Cordylidae. The coding region runs from base 41 to 1423 and encodes 460 amino acids. The record is from RefSeq and is a predicted model, not a curated record. Gene Ontology annotation, molecular function: NAD binding; quinone binding; NADH dehydrogenase (ubiquinone) activity.
CCCCCGACGUCUGUUGCCGUCCGCGGUGCUGCAGGCAAAAAUGGCGGCGCUCAGGUCCUUGUGGCGGCUGCGGACACCUUCAGGGUCAUCUUGGGUGCAGGGUAUUGCACUGGGGACGGCGCCCCACAGAUCAAAGCAGUGGCAACCCGAUGUGGAAUGGAUCAAGGGGUAUUCUGGUGCUGUCAUGUACCCCACCAAAGAGACAGAAAAGUGGGUCCCUCCCCCUUGGAAUGACAAGGACCCUCCGGCUGAGAAGAAAGUCUCCAACCUGACCCUCAACUUUGGGCCCCAGCACCCUGCGGCCCACGGGGUCUUGCGGUUAGUCAUGGAGCUGAACGGGGAGACGGUGAAGAAGUGCGACCCCCACAUUGGCCUGCUCCACCGGGGCACUGAAAAACUGAUCGAGUACAAGACGUAUCUUCAGGCUCUUCCAUACUUCGACCGGCUCGACUACGUCUCUAUGAUGUGCAACGAACAGGCCUACUCCUUAGCCGUGGAAAAGCUGCUCAACAUCCGUCCGCCCCUGAGGGCUCAGUGGAUCCGAGUUCUCUUUGGUGAAAUAACACGUCUCUUGAACCACAUCAUGGCCAUCACCACCCAUGCCCUGGACAUUGGCGCCAUGACUCCUUUCUUCUGGAUGUUUGAGGAAAGGGAGAAGAUGUUUGAAUUCUACGAGCGGGUCUCCGGGGCCCGGAUGCACGCUGCUUAUGUCCGCCCAGGAGGGGUCCACCAGGACAUGCCUCUGGGGCUGAUGGACGACAUCUACGAGUUCGUGAAGAACUUCUCCAUCCGGAUCGAUGAGGUGGAAGAGUUGCUGACUAACAAUCGAAUCUGGAAGAACCGCACCAUUGAUAUUGGCGUGGUAACAGCAGAGGAAGCCCUCAACUACGGUUUUAGUGGAGUGAUGCUUCGUGGCUCAGGAAUCCAUUGGGACCUUCGCAAAAGUCAGCCCUACGAUGUCUACGACCAAGUGGAAUUUGAUGUCCCAAUUGGGUCACGGGGAGACUGCUACGACAGGUACCUGUGCCGAGUGGAAGAGAUGCGGCAGUCGCUCCGUAUCAUCUUGCAGGCCCUCAACAAGAUGCCCGAGGGGGAGAUCAAGGUGGACGACGCCAAGAUCUCCCCUCCAAAGAGAUCCGAGAUGAAGACCUCGAUGGAGGCCCUGAUCCACCACUUCAAGCUGUACACGGAGGGCUACCAGGUGCCCCCUGGAGCAACGUACACCGCCAUCGAGGCCCCCAAGGGAGAGUUUGGCGUGUAUCUGGUCUCCGACGGCAGCAGCCGGCCCUACCGCUGUAAGAUUAAAGCUCCCGGCUUUGCCCACCUGGCCGGCUUGGAUAAGAUGUCGAGAAACCACAUGCUUGCAGAUGUGGUGGCCAUAAUCGGCACCCAGGAUAUUGUCUUUGGUGAAGUGGACAGAUAAGCUCUGUGCCCUCAGGCCGAAGUGAAGCCAUGCCUGGUACCCAGAGACUGUGUCCUCCGCCCAACACAGGAUGUCGAAGUGUCGUCUUGCGUGUACAGUCCCCCGCGCGCGUGUCGGUGUGAGUGUGUGUGGCCGCCGCACACCUCGGGCGGGGCUUUGCUCAAUAAAAAGUGUUCUCGGCAAACCUGCAGAAUGUACCCAACCAGCCUGUGAAGUGAGGCCUCUGUGACCAGCUGAGGAGUGAGGCUUCUGCUGCCCAAGGCGGCUUCUCAUCUGCCCUCGCCUUCCCAGCUGGGCUUCUUCCCCUUCUCUCUCUUUUCAGCGGUGCGUUUAUGUUGGGCCCAGAGCGGCUCUGUCGGCAGCCUGCAGGCCUCUCCUUGUGGUUUGCUUCCUCCCUUCCUCUCUGCCACAGCUCCAUCUUCACUCAGGCCUGUGUGCAGCUCAUGCCAAAAGCAUCCCAGCAGCGGGCAAGCCAUUCUCCACGUGGCCCGCUCGGUCGCAGCUGGCGCAGGCCUGGCCUUCCCGACUGCAAUAAAAGCCGUUCGUUUUUAUUGAUCGA